GACUGUGGAAGAUCAUCAGCAGCAGCCCCCCAGCUCUGAUCUCCUUUAUUGAUCAUCUCUGAUCUCCUUUAUUGAUCAUCUCUGAUCUCCUUUAUUGAUCAGCCCCGAUCACCUUUAAUGAUCAUCCCUGAUCUCCUUUAUUGAUCAUCCCUGAUCACCUUUAAUGAUCAUCCCUGAUCACCUUUAAUGAUCAUCCCUGAUCACCUUUAACGAGCAGGGCUUCAUUAAAGAUGCUAAAGUGAUUGUACGUGAUUGCGAGGGGGUUGGGGCGCUGACUGAGUCCCGUGUGCCUCCUGCAGAGCUGGGGUAUGAGAAAGUAUUUCUGCCUGUGAUAUCUUUAAAGCCUCAGACGCUGCUGACAGGAUGGAAGAAUGACAGCAGUGUAGAGAAGGAAACAGGAAGUAAGCAGAACAGGAGGGGGAAGGGUGCUCAGUACCAUAAAGGAGCAAAACAAAGUGAAGUGGAAGAUUUCUGUGAGGCGUUGAAGGCUGCAGGUUCAUCAUGAAUCCCCCGACUCACCGUCAGUGUAACAUCGAGAUCCAGAACAAGAGCACUAUGUUCACCCUGUGUAACCCACGCAUGCACAUUGUCAGCGGCUCCUGCAGCUCCCCUCUGCCUCCCACACUCAGCCCCUAUGAGAAUGGCAACGCCCUCUUCAUCAAGAAGCCUCACACAGCGUGCGGCGCCGUGGCCGUCUUCACCUACGAGCUACAGCACGUGUCUACCCUGCAAUUCAGUGGCAGAGUAGCUGUGAUGUUCUCGGUGCCGUACGACUUCAAUUUUUACUCCAACUGGUACGCGGUGGGGGUUUUCGACAUGGGCAAAGCCUGCGACCAACACCUGUUCGACGAGAUGUAUAACAAGUCGGAGCAAAGGUUUGUCAGGGGCAAAGCGAAGGGGCCGAGUCUGGCCUACAGGGGGUCCUACGUGAGCAUCAGGGCCACCAUGUCAGACAGCUACCAACCUGUCCUCAAGGUCGCAAUCUGCAACAACUGAGGCCGACUGCACCUAUUAAUGCAGGAGACCAGCAGCCUGAAAGACAGCUCUUCCAUUUAUUAAUCCGCUCUUUGGUUUCUCAAUCAGUUCAUUAAAGAUAGAAAUAUGAAAAGAUAACGACUCAAAACUUUCCCAAACUCAAAAAGCUGAUCACAGAUCAAAUCAUCUGAUCACAGAUUAAUCAGAUGGUUUCUUCUGUCAAACAUAUCCAAAGUGAACAAAGAUGAUUCAUUUCAAUUCAAUUUUAUUUAUAUAGCGCCAAAUCACAACAAACUGUCGCCUCAAGGCAUUUUGUAUUGUUGGUAAAGACCCUACAAUAAUACAGAGAAAACCCAACAGUCAAAACGACCCCC
Archocentrus centrarchus (flier cichlid) is the source of this 1349-nucleotide messenger RNA. RefSeq names its product DELTA-thalatoxin-Avl1a-like. NCBI's taxonomy places the organism in Eukaryota, Metazoa, Chordata, Actinopteri, Cichliformes, Cichlidae. The coding region runs from base 502 to 996 and encodes 164 amino acids. Gene Ontology annotation, biological process: monoatomic cation transport; cytolysis in another organism; pore complex assembly. The record is from RefSeq and is a predicted model, not a curated record. The transcript has 3 exons. Gene Ontology annotation, molecular function: channel activity. Gene Ontology annotation, cellular component: pore complex.